Dictyostelium discoideum AX4 is the source of this 1719-nucleotide messenger RNA. RefSeq lists its product as hypothetical. The record is from RefSeq and is a predicted model, not a curated record. The coding region runs from base 1 to 1719 and encodes 572 amino acids. The transcript has 2 exons. Lineage: Eukaryota; Evosea; Eumycetozoa; Dictyosteliales; Dictyosteliaceae.
AUGUCGGAAUUGGAAUUAAAUCAAAUUCACGAUGAAAAAGAAAAUGAUACUGUUUUACAAGAACAAACACCAAAUCAAGUUGGUACAAAUAUAAUACAUGAUACACCAAGUUUAAAUGAAGAACAGGAUAUACCAUCAUCAUCAUUUUCAACGAAUUUACAAAAUAAUAAUAAUAGUAAUAAUAAUAAUAAUAAUAAUAAUAAUUUAAAUAAUAAUAAUAAUUUUAAUAAUAUAAUAAAUAGUAUGAAUACAAAUUAUAAUAAUUUAGGUAAACAAUCAAAUUUAAUAAUGGAUAGUAAUGAAUCAUUAAAUUCAGCACUUCAUAAUUCAAAUAUAUCAUCAUCAGCACCAUAUAAUGAAUUUUCAACUAAAAAUUCAGUUGAUGAAAUUUUAUUAUUUAAUAAACCACCAUCAUUAUCAUCAUUAUCAUUUAGAAUUGUAAUUUCUUGGUUAUUUGGAUUGGUUUCAAUGAUAAUAUUAAUGUUAUUUAAUCCAUCACAUCCUAUGCAAUUUAUUUGGGGUGUACUUUGUAUUGGGUGUGGUAUGACAGCAAUAUUUGCAAUCACAUGGAGUUCAUUAUUAUUGAAAUUUCCAAUUACAUUUUUAAUUACAUUUGCAACUACAAUCUAUUGGGUUGGCACACCAAUAACAUGGCAAAUUCUUUAUGUGAUCAAUAUGUAUCCACCACCAAUCGGUGUAUUUACUUGUAUUUUCCCAUUUGAAGGUUUAUCAUUGGUCUUGGUAUGUCUAUUGAUUCCAAGAGUGAUUCGUAAUAAAAAUGGGUAUAAAAAAAAGGUUAUCUCUGCAUUUUCAUCAUUGGUUGCACCUUAUUUAAGUUUUGUAAGUGGGUUGAUUUAUUUUAGACUUUUCCAAUAUUCAAAUAAUGUUGGUCGUAUUUUACUUCCACCAGUUUACACUGUAGUUAUGAAAGUCAUUCAAUUAGGUCUUGAUGUUAUUUGUAUUCGUUGUGCUCACUCUGGUUCUAAUUUAUUGAUUAUCAUUGGUCGUAUCAUCGCUUCCUACUAUUCAUUCGCUGUGUUAUCAUUUGCAAAGAAUCCAGUCUCAUUGGUUUCUGUGGUACUCUCAAAAUUUGGUUUGCACAUUUUCAUGGCAAUUUUUAUUAUUUUCCCAUCGAUUGAAACAAAGGUGAUCUCAAUGUUACCAAAAUCAUUGAUUGAUUGGAAAAAUACUUUUGAAAAAGGUCAUCAUGAGAAAGAUCCAAAUGAAGCCGAAGCUAUGAAUGAAUUCGAUAGAAUGGCCUUGGAAAAUGAUCCAGUAUAUACAAAAAUUCAUACCAAAGGUACAAAUCUUUGGUUCUCUCAAUUCUCUGAUAUCCUUGCAAUCUUAAUGGCCCUCUCAGUUUAUACAAUGGGUCGUUAUGGUCCAACUAAUAAUCAUUAUAAUUCAAUGUUUCCAUUUGAUAAUAAUUCUCAUAUCUUGGGUAUUGAAGACUCUUUUCAUGUUUUCUUAAUUUUCCUUUCAGUUUGUUUCGUUUCUCUAAUUAUCAUCUAUGGUGGUAUGUGGAUAGUUUUAUCACGUUUCAUUAAAACUUUGGAAAUUAGAAAAAUCAUUGCUCUCAUUAGUGUAAAUUGGUUCCCACUUCAUCAUUUUUAUGUUAGUUGUAUCAAUUUUAUGAUGGGUUAUGUGAUUGUUGUUGUCGCUCUUAUGCCUGAUCUAUUUUAUAUUCCUGGAAUUGAUUUUUGGAAUACUUCAAAUUAA